UGUUUGUUCUUGCUGCUUUUCUCAAACGCGACUCUGCCCCGGACCGGGAGGCGCCCGUGGCCGCCGCUUUCCGCAGCCACCGGUGGCGGGGAACGAGGCUGUACCACCGCGGACGCUCAUCAUCCGCUUCGGCUUUUUCCCCCUCUGGGUCUCCUCGACCUUCUUUCCUGAGAGCCGGAACUCGACUGUGGGGGGAAGAAAGACUCAAGAGCAGAUGCAUGAACUGAAAUAACUUUAUUUUGGGGGGUUUACUUCGCUGACAGACUCCUUAGCGCAGGGCUUCCUUCCCCUUUUUCCCCCUCCCCCACCGCUGCCAGUACCAAUCCAACCUCCCCUCUUUCUCCUCGUUUUUCCUCCUUUUCUCUUUCUAUCCGUCACCGCUGCCUCCGCGUCCUUCCCUUCCGUCGCUGCCCGGGGCGCCGAGCCAGACUAUGGGUUCCAGGUGGGGGCUGAGCGGCGGCAGCAGCGCGGGCGGCCCGGUCACAGUGCGCACUGCAGCGGGGAUGGAGGGGCUCAGUUGGCUGGUGGUUUUCUCUUGACAUGGCUCCUGCCCGUGCUGCGAGCAGCGCCCCCGCCGCCGCCGUCUCUUCCGCCGCCGCCACCGCUCCGCCCGCAGGCUGCGGCUAGAGGGCCUGAACCCCGCCCGAGAGUCGGUCCGUGAGUCUCGGUCUCCGCGGGGACAGGGAGGGGAUUUUCCCAUCCCCCAACCCGCUCCGGCCGCCUCGAUUCCACCCCCUGCCCCUUCGGGAAACAAACUAACGACCCCACCCUAAACAAUCCAAACUCUGGAAACAUGGUCUGUUCAACGUGAGAGAGAGCUAAUCCGGAAUCCGGGAACUUAAUUCUUUUUUGGGGGUGGGUGGGCUUACUUUGAAAAGUAAUUAAUAUUAACUCACGUAUUUUCUUUUUUUCCUACUGAUCCUUCCUAUUUACCCUCUCCCGCCGCCUCUACCCGGGCGGGAAUUGUUUCCACGAUGAAAUGAGUGAAAACCUGAGUGAUCCUGUGUCUCCCGUGGUGCGAGUGAGUCGCUGCCGCUGAAGGCAGAGGGUGGGGGUGGGAUCUGUGGGGGGUGGAAGGCAGGUGGUUCCCCGGGCACUGCCUCGGAUUUGGGGGAAAAACCCGCCACCUUUGCCUCAGCAAUGCUCACAAGAAGAUAAAUCGCACUCCCCACCAUCUUGAACGGGGGCAAAUUCAUAGAGAAGGUUCCUUUGGGGAAUGUAAGUCUCAUUGCGAGGCUGGGGGUGUUGGGAUCCCGGGCAUUAAUCAGGCCUAACCACAGAGCCGGAAUAAUUAAUACCGUAUUGUAUACCCCCUUUCCCUCUGCCAUCAUGGUUCUCCUUGGCAGCAGCAUUAGCAGCCGCCUGAGGGUGAAAAUGUGGGUGAUGGGGAAGUUGAUAAUGACUCCGCUGUUUUUUCUCAUGGCUCCUUUGGGCAACAGCUGCCCGCCCCCGGUAUACACUGUAGUUGAUUGCAGGGAAACCCUGUACCUUUCCCCUUCCUGCUCUACCGAUUUUGCACUUUUCUCUUUGCUCACCACCAAGUGUAAUCAAUAACAAGCACUGACAAUACAUAGCAAUAGUGAAAUCUGAAAUAACUAAGAAUUAAUUAGGUAUUACAGCCAUGGAUCUGGCUGGGUAAAAUCCAAUUGGGUAUUUCAGUUUCAUUCACCUACCCUGUUUUGGUGUUUUUUUGUUUUGUUUUUUGUUUUGUUUUGUUUUGUUGCCUUUGAAAAGCAAGGAUCAUACUUCCCCCUCCCUGUUCCUAACCUUUUCUAAAAAGGGGGAGAAAUCCGGAUGGAUUUUAAGGAUUGGACUGGUGUCAGCUGUAUUUUAUUGCACACCUAAAUCCUGAUAAUAGGCUUUCAGUUCCCCCCAAAGCCUUUAUCUUGGCAGUUAAGCCAAAUGGGUUUUCCAGAAAAUUAGUUCAAGUAUUUUCUCCUCUUUCUUUCCUUCUUUCCCUUUCUUUUUCCAAUCUUACCCUAAACGUUAUAGUCCAAACAUGACUGGACAGCAGCUUUUGUUUCUUGACCCUGUAGUAUGACAGUCUGCUAAUAUUGCCAGAAGGUGCAGUUUUUGGGUUACAGUCGUGAUUUUAGCUAUUCAUAUUAGCAGGAAAAAAAAAAUGACUUGUUUCUGUUGUACUUGAGUCUUAAGAAAAAGUGCCCAUAGGUUAGUGACAAUUUCCAAAGGCUUUAGUACCACCUGUAUUUCAAAAUGGGGGACCCAAACUCCCGGAAGAAACAAGCUCUGAACAGACUACGUGCUCAGCUUAGAAAGAAAAAAGAAUCUCUAGCUGACCAGUUUGACUUCAAGAUGUAUAUUGCCUUUGUAUUCAAGGAGAAGAAGAAAAAAUCAGCACUUUUUGAAGUGUCUGAGGUUAUACCAGUCAUGACAAAUAAUUAUGAAGAAAAUAUCCUGAAAGGUGUGCGAGAUUCCAGCUAUUCCUUGGAAAGUUCCAUAGAGCUUUUACAGAAGGAUGUGGUACAGCUCCAUGCUCCUCGAUACCAGUCUAUGAGAAGAGAUGUAAUUGGCUGUACUCAGGAGAUGGAUUUCAUUCUUUGGCCUCGGAAUGAUAUCGAGAAAAUUGUCUGUCUCCUGUUUUCUAGGUGGAAGGAAUCUGAUGAGCCUUUUAGGCCUGUUCAGGCCAAAUUUGAGUUUCAUCACGGUGACUAUGAAAAACAGUUUCUGCAUGUACUGAGCCGCAAGGACAAGACUGGAAUUGUUGUCAACAAUCCUAACCAGUCAGUGUUUCUCUUCAUUGACAGACAGCACUUGCAGACUCCAAAAAACAAAGCUACGAUCUUCAAGUUAUGCAGCAUCUGCGUCUACCUGCCACAGGAACAGCUCACCCACUGGGCAGUUGGCACCAUAGAGGAUCACCUCCGUCCAUAUAUGCCAGAAUAGAGUACUGACCAGCAAAAUGGAGAUCAGAGAAUGCAGCAGCAGUUUUUUUCUUGUUUUCUUAUUACUUUGUUCUUUUAGAGUUUAAAGAAAAUGGACUCAUGCACAGAACACUACGCAUUUUGAAACUUGUUCAUCCUGGAUUUUUUUUAAUCAUUUGUAUCUCAGAACUUAAAAACAAAAUUAGAUGUCUUCUGCACGGACUGUGUGAAAGAAGAUGCUUUGCAUAUUUGCUGCACUGCAUCAGCAUCUUACUAAAAAUGUGAAAUGAAAGGACUAUUGUACACUGAAAUGCUUAAAUGUAUCUGAAAGCACAAGGUGAUACUCAUUUUUGAUGGUCUUCCCAUUUGUGCUGGUUUUUGCCUCUUUGACAUCUGUCAUCAGUAUUUAGAGGGUGAGAAGUGAAUGUAACAGGUAUAAAUAACAUUUUUUAAAACUUAAUAGCUUUGCUAUAAUCACCGUUGUUCCGGAGCACUGUCAGAUUCAUUCUAAUGACCAGAAUGGUUGUUUAAAAAAAGAAAAUAUAACCAUGGGAAAGAAAUCGUAAAUGAAAAAAAGCAUCUCAUUGUAGGCAUUCUUGCCUCAUUUUACUGGGCCAUGUUUGUUUCCUGGUACUCAUAAAUAUAGAUAUAUAUAUAUUUUUUUCCAGAUCUCUUUCCCCAAGUUGCUCUUAAUGAGAGUAUUCUGCUUAGUGUGGAUUUAGUUAUACACAUUAAAGCAGAUCUGGAGUCUGAAGUAGCUAAAGCAGCUAUAAAUCUGAGGAACACAUUUAUAGCUGCAGAAACCAUGAUAGGUAGAGGACUUUCCUUUUUGGUUUUUGGGGUUUUUUUUUUUGUUUGUUUGUUUUUAAAGAGGAGAGAUUUUUAUUACAAAGAAAAAAAUUCCAGUGAAUUGUGCAGAAAUACUGGUUUCUACACGAUCCUAAAGAAAAACUUACGGUUUUUUGGAGUAGAAAAAAGUUGUAAAAGUUGGGAUCUUAAAAUUGUAAAAAUAACCAUUGAGUGUCAAAGAUCUAAAAGCAGAACUCAUUUUGUGCAAUGAACAUACGGAAAGACUACUGUAUAGUUUUGUUUUCUUUUAAAUGAAGAAAAGCUUUGCUUAGGGGUUGCAUACUUUUGUUGGAGUAAAUCUGAAUGAUCCUACUCCUCUGGAGUAAAACUAAUGCUUAAGAGUUUCCAAUUGUAUUUAGCUUCUGGUUGGAAUUUGAAAAAAUGAAAACCUAAAUAAAAUAGGUGAAAGUUCCCUGACUAUUCAGGUGAAUACACAAA
This is a messenger RNA of Galeopterus variegatus (Sunda flying lemur), 4169 nucleotides long. Its product is annotated as chromosome unknown open reading frame, human C6orf62. The coding region runs from base 2215 to 2904 and encodes 229 amino acids. Lineage: Eukaryota; Metazoa; Chordata; Mammalia; Dermoptera; Cynocephalidae. The record is from RefSeq and is a predicted model, not a curated record. The transcript has 5 exons.